AAUGCAAUCCAAUCAAUCGAUUGAAUGAGGGAACCGCCUUAUGAUGAUGACGUAGGGCCUCAGGUAACUUUGGUCUAACAGUUAGAAGAACUUUUUACCACCAGUUAGAGUCCGGACUGAAACAUCUGAAAGUGUGAUUUAACCAGUCUGGUGCAGCGUGGUCCUGGUCCUGGUCCAGGUCCUGGUCCGGGUCCGGGUCAGGGACUGGGCUGGUCCGGUCCAAAACCAGUUCACCUCAAUCCUGAACCCAAACACGUGACAGAAAUCACCCGACAGUAAUCUGACAGUAAACACAGCAGCUGAGAUUUCAGGCUCCAGUAAACGCCUCAUUACUGAUGCCCGUGAUAACCGCGCACAUGUUGCGUUCACGUGUUGAUUGAGGUGUUGCAGAGACGUCACACUAUUAAAAGAGGUUCAUUUGAAGAAUUAUAUGAAUGUACAGAACUGAAUAAAUUACAAUAACAGUAAUUACAGUAAUUCAUAUCGAGAGGAAAGAUCAGAAAAAUAGAAAUAUAUAUAUUUCUGUGACUGAAGAUUCCUAUUGAAGCAAACAUAUUUCCUGUUAAUAUCCUGCAGGAUUCUACUGUUGUCUUUUAUUUUCCCACGAUACAGACGAUCAUGACUUCCUGUAACUUACUUCUGUUUUAUCGUGUUUGUUUUUCUUUUUGUUUCUUUCUGUGAAACACUUUGUCAUUUUCUUAAGAAAAGUGCUAUAUGAAUAAAAUGUGUUAUUAUUAUUAAUGUUAUUAUUAUAACUAUUAUUAGUAUAUAUUAGUAGUCGUAAUAAUAAUAUCACAGACCUCGUGAGCUGAUGUCAAAUAGACGGUGCUCCUUUGUUAAGUUGUCAUUUAUUUUAAUUGGAGUUUAUAUGUAAAAUAAUACAGAAAAAAGUCAAUCAUUGUUUGUUUACGGAUAAAAUAAUAAAUCAAUUCAAUAUAUAAAGAAAAUUCUCUUCAAUCACUUUUUAAAUAUAAAUAAAUUUCCCAAAUCAACGUUUAUUCAUGUGCGCGUGUAUCAUGGAGUCAGGGCCCCGCCCCUCGCCUUGUUGCCGUAGUAACGGGACAACACCGCACCGACGGACAUUGUUUAUCUGCUGAGUUCGUGAUGGACAGACCGAGGUUCUUCACUCCCGCCGAGGUGGCCGCUCACAACACCGCUGCCGACCUGUGGGUGUCAUUUCUGGGCAAAGUGUGCGACCUGACCCCCCUGAUGAGCCGGUACCAAGGUGAUGCUCUGCUGUUACCCAUCAUGGAGUGUGCAGGGAAGGACAUCAGCUGCUGGUUCGACCCCGACACUGAAGACGUCCUGAAAUAUGUGGAUCCAGUGACCAACUGUGUGAGGUACUACACCCCCAGGGGGCGCUUCGUGCACGUCCCCCCCGCCGGCCCUCGCUCCGACUGGGCCAGCGACAUCGGUCCUCCGUGGUGGAGGGAUCAACGCUACGAGGUGGGGCAGCUGUCGGCUAAAACCAGGUGGAUCCGAGUCGUCAACACGCUGACCUCGCAGGAGCAGCGGCUGCAGGUGUGUUCGGAGGAGACUCUGGCUGAGAUCCUCCAGCGUUACCUGCGCUACAACUCUCACGCCUGCAGCUACACCUGGAAACACGGCGGAGCGACUCUGGACAUGAGCAGGACGCUCGGCGAGAACGACGUCCCCGACGACGACCACGAGCUCCAACAGCUGCGCCUGGACCGAGACCUCUUCACCCCCGCCAUCCUCCUCCACUUCAACGAUGACCUCACCGAGGGAUGACCUCUGACAUCAUCACCUGAGGGCGGGAUGAGUGCGGGGAUUUACCAUAUCAUUAUAACCAGUUCAUUAAAUGUUCAUGAGGAAUGUUUAUGACUCGUUUAUUUAAUCUUUAUUCUCAGUCGCAGGUUUUAACAUGAAUCUGAAAGUUGUCUGAUGUUUCAUCCACCAGUUUUCUACACAAACACCUGAACAGGUCAGAGCAGCUUCACGUCAACAUGACGACCAUGUGCUGUGGUGUCUGUCACCUGAUCAGUCCAGUGUUUCCUCUCUGUGUUUGGGCUCCAGCAGCUGCUCCACUGGACUGAGUCUAAAUCUCUGUGAAGCCGAGAGCAGCUGCAGGAUCAGCUGAUGAUUCUCUGAAGGGCUGAUGUCACUUCCUCUGGAGAAUCACAUCCUGUUAGCAGCUGCAGUGUCGACUGAUCAGAUCACUGAUGUCACUAAGAAAAAUAAGGCACCAGAAGCUCGGACAAACAUGAAGCAUCAGUUCAUCAGAAGCUGCAGUUCCUCUAACGACCACUAGAGUCUGGCUCCAGCAGUGAGUCAGUCCCCAUAGACUCCCAUGUUAAAAUGUCCAACUUUACAGCAGAAAUAAACAUGUUUACAGCCUGGUACAAAAACUGUUGUUUCCUCCUUCAUGACACCUGUUUACAUAACUCACCUGUUUACAUAACUCACCUGUUUAUAUAACUCACCUGUUUACAUAACUCACCUGUUUACAUAACUCACCUGUUUAUAUAACUCACCUGUUUACAUUUUAUUAAUAUGUUUUAAUUAAUUAAUAUAUUUAUUAUUAUGUAGGGUUGAGGGCGUGGCCUCUUUGAGUGACAGGUCUGAGUCUCAGCUCCACACAGGCCCCUCCUCUUUGACCAUAUUUGGAUUGGCUGGGAUUUAGGGGCGGAGUCAGGCACUGCUAACAGCUGACUGUGCGUGGUGUCACAAAGGAGUCGUCCAUCUUUAUUUACAGUUAAUGUUCCCAACCUGUGGGCAGGGCCCCUGCUGGGCCGUGAAGGUGUUUCAAGAGGGCCGACAAAU
This is a messenger RNA of Seriola aureovittata, 2784 nucleotides long. RefSeq names its product cytochrome b5 domain-containing protein 1. NCBI's taxonomy places the organism in Eukaryota, Metazoa, Chordata, Actinopteri, Carangiformes, Carangidae. The coding region runs from base 1105 to 1752 and encodes 215 amino acids. The transcript has 4 exons. The record is from RefSeq and is a predicted model, not a curated record.